Molecule: messenger RNA, 357 nt
Organism: Castor canadensis (American beaver)
Lineage: Eukaryota; Metazoa; Chordata; Mammalia; Rodentia; Castoridae
Source: RefSeq, a predicted model, not a curated record
AUGCAGUUUCCCAUGGGCCCUGCCUGCAUCUCUCUGAGGAGGGGCAUCGCUAAGAAGCAACGGGAAAGACCCCUGGGACAAGAUGAAAUUGAAGAGCUCUGGGCAUCAUUUCUUGAGUUUGACAAGGACUGUGAUGGGCUCAUCUCUUACAAGGACUUGGGGAAUAUCAUGAGGACCAUGGGUUACAUGCCCACAGAGAUGGAGCUGACUGAACUGGGUCAGCAAAUCCGCAUGAACUGUGAGACCAGGGUGGACUUUGAGGACUUUGUGGAAUUGAUGACCCCUAACUUGCUUGCAGAGACAGCUGGGAUGAUUGGCAUCCAGAAGAUUCCAGAUGCCUUCAGGGAGGUGAAUUGA